GAUAUCUUUGUUUGCAGUGAGCGGAGCUCCUCGGUGGAUUUUGUGAGCGAUUUUGUUGGAUGCGGUUGGUGGAAGUGUUCUGAUAUAUUUCAUUUUGUUUCUUACAUUCUUUUACCGAAUCAUUGCAAGAAUAGCAUUUGUGAUUGGUGUGGAGGGUGUGGAGUGUUGUGGCAUACGGUUGAGACGCCUGAGGAAUCAGAAUCAGCAUAAAAGGUGUCAUGUCACCGCAUUGGCAUCCUCAUCAUAAUAUAUAAUUGUUAAUAGAGUUAUCCUGGAUCGGUGUUGUGUAGUGAACUAGAAGAAACAUACUCAAGAAAUGAGGCAUGGAAAUGCAGCUUGUGCUUUCAAAACAGCCCUGCUUAUGCUGGCCUGUGUCAUCAUCCAAGCAGGCGAGCGGCUCAGUCCGUACGUGCGUCACCACGAGCGGCUCGACUACGGCCGGGCGGCGGUGGAAGCGCGCCACCAGCGGGUGCGACGCGCCACCAACGCCGCCGCCGCGCCGCCGCUGACGCUCGAGUUCGAGGCGCUGCAGCGGCCGUUCCGGCUGCGGUUACGGCGAGAGGCGCGCGUGUUCUCGGCGGACGCCGUGCUCGUGGGUCCGUCGGGACGCUACGAGCCGCUGCAGACGGACCACAUCUACGAGGGCCACCUCGAGGGUGUUCCAAACAGUUUUGUGCACGGCUCAGUGCACGACGGAGUGUUCCAGGGCAAAAUCGAGACGCCAGAUGGGAAUUAUUACGUGGAGAAGGCGCAUCACUACUAUCCUCAUAACCACUCAUCGUCAUUUCAUUCUGUGAUAUACUCAGAAGAGCAUAUAGAGGACCCGUUCCAGCACUUGGAGCGAGGUAGAGGUCCGUUCGGCGGCUGCGGCGUCGAUGGUGACGUGUCUGAAUGGAUGCACAAAGUACAAAACUCGGCCAUCGACGACGACGAGACAGAGUUUCGGGCGGCGGCAGAGGAGCGCGAGCACCGGCGGCGGGAGCGCGAGCGGCCGAGCGCCGCCCGACGCGUGGCGCACGACGCCAGGCACUACAAAUACACGGAGGAGGCGCAGCGCCACCUGGACGCCGGCCGGUCGCGGUCUCGCCGGGCUCCCCGCCAGGGCGGCGCCACUAGUCACCUGCCCGACAGCCGAGGCACUUGCAGUCUGUCGGUGGAGACAGACCCUAUGCUGUGGCGGCAUGUGUUCGAGAAGGAGGGUGGAGACGACCGGCGCACUCGCGAGGAACUCACGUCCAUGGUGGCGUCACACGUCAAGGCCGUCAACCGCGUGUACGACAAGGAGCAGUUUGACGGCAGUUACGCCCACCGGGGAAUACAGUUCGAGGUGCAGCGACUCAAGAUUGAUGACGACAGCACAUGUCGACCAUCGUAUCGCGGCCGGGACCGAAACAAGUUCUGUGUUCCUAACGUGGACGUGUCCAACUUCCUGAACCUUCACUCGGAGGACGACCACGACGCCUUCUGCCUGUCCUACGUGUUCACCUACCGCGACUUCAACAAGGGCACCCUGGGCCUGGCCUGGGUGGCCUCGCCCGCAGGUGCGUCGGGCGGCAUCUGUGAGCGUUACAAACCGUUCGCGGACAACAUCGGCGGCUCCCAGCGCACCAACAAGCGCUCCCUGAACACUGGCAUCAUCACGUUCGUCAACUACCACUCGCGGGUGCCGCCGCGCGUCUCGCAGCUGACCCUGGCGCACGAGAUCGGCCACAACAUGGGCUCACCACACGACUGGCCGAGCGACUGCACACCCGGCGGGCCGAACGGGAACUACAUCAUGUUCGCCAGCGCCACCAGUGGCGACCUGCCCAACAACAGCAAGUUCUCCGAGUGCAGCCGGCGGAAUAUCAGCUCCGUGCUGGACGCCAUAUCGUCGGGAAAGAAACGCGACUGCUUUACGAAGUCGGACGGCGCCUUCUGCGGCAAUAAGAUCGUCGAGGAUGGCGAGGAGUGUGACUGCGGCUUCGACGACGCCGAGUGCACCGAGAGCUGCUGCUACCCGAACCAGGUGUCGGAGUCGGACCGGCGGAGCAACGCCUCGGCAGAGGGCUGCCGUCGGCGCCAGCACACCCAGUGCAGUCCGAGUGAGGGUCCGUGCUGCGACCGGCGCUGCUCGUUUGUGGCCACCUUCGAGCGGCUGCGGUGUCGCUCAGAGGACAACUGCACGUACGACUCGUACUGUGACGGCUACCGGGCCAGCUGUCCGGCGCCGCCGCCGCGACCCGACAUGACCGAGUGCAACAGCGGCACCAAGGUGUGUCUCUCCGGCGAGUGCACGGGCUCCAUCUGUCUGAAGCACGGCCUCAAGGAGUGUUUCCUGACGUCCGAUGUGAUCGAGGACCGCGGCAAGCUAUGCGAGGUGGCCUGUCAGCGGGGCGACAACACCAGCACUUGUCGCAGUAGCAGUGAGCUCGGUCUCGGCGGCGGACAGGGCAUCUACAUGACGGCCGGCGCCGCCUGCGACAACUUCCAGGGCUAUUGUGACGUGUUCCUCAAGUGUCGCCGGGUGGACGCAGAAGGCCCGCUGGUGCAGCUGAAGAACCUGCUGUUCUCGGAACAGACGCUGAUGACCAUCGUAGAGUGGGUGACGCACUACUGGUGGGCCGUGCUGCUGAUGGCCGUGGCCUUUGUCGUGGUGAUGGCGCUCUUCAUCCGGUGUUGCGCCGUACACACACCCUCGUCCAACCCCAAACGGGCGCCGGCCAGAAAGUUCACAGACACGCUCAAGCAUCCAAUGGAUACGCUCAAGCGACAGCACCGGCAUCCCCGGCGAGGGGGCGGCGGCGGCGGCGCCCGCUCCGUCCCGGUCCGGGAGGAGGCAGAGCUGGUCGUACAGAGCAGUAACAGCGGGGGGAGCAGCAGCGGCGGCGGCGGCGGGCGGCCCGGCCGAGCCACCGGGCCGCCGCCCGCCUACCAGCCGCAGGCGGGACCCGUGAGACACGGGUUCGGCGCCGGGCGCGGCCACUACAGCCGACAAGGUGCGCGCGAUGACGUAGAGUCGGGCGGCGCCAGCGGCGGCCGGGCCGCCGAGCGGCAGCGCCAGCAGAAGCAGCAGAAGCAGCAGAAGCGGCGCUCGCAGGGCACGCCGGCCACGCGGCACGUGUGACCUCGGCCGGGCGCGCCGGCGGCCGCCACCCUGCCGACCGCUGACCGCUGACCCGGCCGGCACGCGGCCGCGCACCCUACAAACGGACAGAGUAUAUUCAAAUCAAACCGGCGGCGCGGCGCCGCUCUUAGGACUGGCGCCGCGCGUCGCGUGUGCGCGCGAGAUCUUCCUGGGUGCGUCGGAGGUCGGAUGUGAUACUGAGAGGGCGCGCCGCUGUGCCGGCGGCGCGCCCCACCCCGCGAACGCGGCAUUAUGCUUACUCGUGCGCGCGCCUGUAUGAGCGUGAGUGUGUGUGUGUGUGUGUGUGUGUGUGUGUGUGUGUGUGUGUGUGUGUGUGUGUGUGCGUGUGUAAGCACUCACUUGUCAGGGCCGAUGACGGGAUACACACCGACCCGACAGGACCGAUUUCCCUGUCAGGACCGAAAACCCGGUCCUGACAA
This is a messenger RNA of Amphibalanus amphitrite, 3546 nucleotides long. Its product is annotated as disintegrin and metalloproteinase domain-containing protein 10-like. The coding region runs from base 317 to 3106 and encodes 929 amino acids. The record is from RefSeq and is a predicted model, not a curated record. Gene Ontology annotation, molecular function: metalloendopeptidase activity. The transcript has 14 exons. Gene Ontology annotation, cellular component: plasma membrane. Gene Ontology annotation, biological process: membrane protein ectodomain proteolysis; Notch signaling pathway. Lineage: Eukaryota; Metazoa; Arthropoda; Thecostraca; Balanomorpha; Balanidae.